AUGCAGUGCGACGACAUCACUUGGAAUAUUCUGCACAAAGGCCAAUGCUCUUAUAAGGCAUGGUCGAAACCGAAAAUGUUUUGUAGGAAUGAGAUGAAUUUGACGGGAAUGUGCAAUCGCGCGUCGUGUCCGCUGGCCAAUUCGCAAUACGCGACGGUUCGCGAAGAAAAUGGUGUAUGCUAUUUGUAUGCGAAAGUGAUUGAACGCAGUCAUUAUCCGCGACGACUCUGGGAGAAGACGAAAUUGUCGAAGGACAUGAAUAAGGCGCUUCAACAGAUUAGCGAUCAGCUCAUCCAUUGGAGUGAGUAUAUUCGGCACAAGUGCAAAGCGAGACUGAUUCGAAUCCAUCAAUAUCUCAUUCGAAUGCGGAAGAUGGCGGUUCGCGGAAACCAGAAAAAAUUGAUACCUAUUGGUCGGAAAGUUGAACGACGUGAGAAGCGUCGAGAAGAGAAGGCGUUGGUGGCAGCGAAACUUGAUAACGCCAUUGAAAAGGAGCUUUUGGCGAGACUCAAACAAGGCACAUAUGGCGAUGUAUACAAUUUCCGACAGGAAGCGUUUGAGCAAAUGCUGGACAACGCCGAGAAUCAACUCGAGAUUGAGCAGGAGAUUGAGCAAGACGAUCCCGACACGGGCGAGACGCAAUUCGUUGCCGAUUUCGAGAGUUCUGAUGAUGAGGACGCCGGCGACAUUGAGGAUGGUGGGCAUUGGAGCCCGCCGGAUACUGACAGCGAGCAGGAGGAGGAUGAGGCGUGGAGAAUGGAGGAGGAAGAUGAUGACGACGAUGACGAUGAGGACGACGACGAAGCGAUGGAGCCUCCGGUGAAGAAGGCGAAGAAGGUGUUGAAGCCGAAGAAGAAGGAGGAGAAGCCGAAGAAGAAGCCGGUGAAGAAGAUAAAGAAGCGUGCUCAUAUUGAGAUUGAUUUUGCUGGGGAGAUUGCCAUGGAUUCACCGGCUUGGAUGUUCACCAAGGCGUUGAGCCACCGACAAAAGGUGGCCCGCCUUUAUAAGCGUUGUCUGCGCGAAGUCGACAAUUGGUACGGCGGAGACAAUCUCGAAGUGCGCUUCCAGAAAUGCAUUAUUCGCGCUCGUUUCGACGCCAACAAAGACGAGAAGGACACGCGAAAGAGCCAAUUGUUGCUCGCCGACGGUUGCCGCCAAUUGUGGGAGAAGCGUCAUUUCAAGCCGUUCCGUUUUGCGCUCGAUCCCGGCGGCAGUAGCUACGAUCGCGAGCGCGAAUCGCCCGACGAGAUUGUCGAUUCGGAUCAAUGGACGUUGGCCGAACGCGAGCAGUUCCCGUAUUAUUUCAAUACGCGCGAGCAACGCAAAAAGGAGCUUUUGGCGCAUUGGGCGAAAAUUGAGAAGGCGUGGGAUGCGGAGAUCGCCGCGAUUCAGACGAAAUUGCCGACUAAUUAG
Messenger RNA from Caenorhabditis bovis, 1413 nucleotides. Lineage: Eukaryota; Metazoa; Nematoda; Chromadorea; Rhabditida; Rhabditidae. The record is from the annotation of a GenBank genome assembly.